Alternaria arbusti is the source of this 3033-nucleotide messenger RNA. RefSeq lists its product as uncharacterized. The coding region runs from base 1 to 3033 and encodes 1010 amino acids. The transcript has 3 exons. The record is from RefSeq and is a predicted model, not a curated record. Lineage: Eukaryota; Fungi; Ascomycota; Dothideomycetes; Pleosporales; Pleosporaceae.
AUGUUACCCGACAACAUCUACAACAGCUAUCUCGAAUACAAAAAGGACACCAACACAUACAUCACUUGGCUUUGUAGCACUGCGACAAGCUGCGGCUACACGCCGCCUUACAAACCAUCUCAGGGAGCCACGGCAUCCCAGCCAAAGUCCCGGAAGAAGAAGCCGGAAGAGCGGGAAGUUAGCGUCAACGGACUCAUCGCAUGUGCGGAGGCAAUCGCCAAGAAACCGCCAAAGCAAUUCGUCGUCCCAUUUUACGCCGCUCAGUGUGCAGCACGGGCUGUCAAACUACGAAAAACGUCGACGCAGUGGCAUGGCAGUCAGAUAGAUGGAUUGGAGGAGUUUGAAAGGCACACGCUAAACAUUCUACGACCGUUCAUACGAAAGCCGCAGUUCGCCGAUGAAGAGAAGGAUAAAGUCUCGCGCCAUGGUUCCAUCAAUGGAAUUACCAAUCGCUUCAGUAAGCUUGAAAUCGAGGAGUUGGCCGAUCAAGAAGUUGACAACGCUGCUGUUGCGAUUGCGGAGAAACCCCCCGCAACACCACGGAUAACGUAUGUAGUUGAUAACAGCGAACACGAGCGCUGGGUGGCCAUGUGCUGCCUUCUGAUGGAUUACAACUGCGUUAAGGAGUUUAUCCGCUCGAACUGGCACGAAUACCUCCUAGGCAGGACUGUUGACCUUAUCACAACGAUGGCGACGACGCAGGCCGCCUUUCAAUUGCUCCGGACCGCUGUGCACCAUCUGACGACUCAGUUCCCAGAGUUGAGCUCGAUGGAGGCAUUUUCUCUGAACUUGAUUCGCCGAUGCAAUGGCGUUGUUCGCUCUGCUUCUAGUAAAGUCGAGUUGGACACCAGCGUAUCAUGCAUUCAGAUCCCCACGAGCUUGGCGCAAUUCAGCUGCUUAAAGACCUACUCCCUUAUUUGGCGCGUCUUGGACGGUUACGUCGUUGAUGAUUGCUUUAAUCGAUACAUACUGAUGGAAGAAAUGGUCGAGGAUGGGUUUCUCGCGAACGCAUCUUGGCCCGCCCUAGAGUCACUUCACAAUGCGUUGGAAGAUAUUGCAAGUAUGCAGGAAGCCAAGAUCCGGCAGGACCCGCCCGCUAUGGAUAACUUCACCCAACUUUGGCGAGAUUACUUUCAGGCCCUAUAUGGCGACGGUCUUGAUAAGAACGACUUUACUCGGAAGAUGAACGAGAAGCGCCCUGAUCUUAGUGUGGAGAUAGUUCUCUGUACAGAUAUCUACCUAGAUGUACAAAAUCUUAUACUCGCCACCGAUCCAAACCUCAUACCGGACGAUUACAAAAGAAACUGGUCAAGCAAGAACUCCCGCGAAAGCUCGGAUCAAAGCGAUCACGGUGACAUAAUGAACAGGUUGAGGCAAUCUCCGUUUACUUCGAAGCAUAUUCGUCAAGGACUCAAUUCCUUCCUUCGAAACGAAUCAGAAACAACGACGGUUGUCAGGGAUUGGCUCGUGGGAGAUAGGUUCUGGAAUCGGCGUGCCUUGGUCAAGAGGAUAUUAACGAGGAAGGGGCUAACGAAGGAGGAAGGGGCCAACGAUGGAAAGGUGAUCAAUGGUGUCUCCACUUGGGACUGGCCCCGUUACAACCCGUUCCUUGCUGGCAUGAUAGCUUUUGUUACCGCUCAAGCCGUCCAUGAGUUCAACAUGGUAUUUCAAAACUACGCUGGCUAUCCGGUAGCAUACGCGCACUUCUACAACUAUCUGCGACAAGCCCAUAGUGUGUCUUUCUUGACACCUCGCACACCUGUACUGGACCAAGAGUGGCCGGAUAUGGAAGCUUUCCUCAAAAUCAUGGGGGACAGGAGUAUAUUUGGUGGUGAUCGCCCAGCAAAUCUACAACAAUGUUUCCAACGUACACUAUUAUCACACGGUAUCCCUCUUUCAGCAUUUUCCCGAGGAAACCAUCGCAAAGAUUCACUUCCUAUCUCAAAACCCAAGCUCAAAGCCCUCAGCACGCCCAUCAUUGACGUGCUCUUCGAAGACGGUAUAAAUCGCCGCGGUUUUCUAAACAUCGCUCAAAAGAAAAUCCAAGACGUUAUUCGACGCGAGGCGGAUCGUCAUGUCAAUGACAACCACGAAGACGGCGCUGACCUCAAAUUACGCGACCUAAUCGGAUUUUUGAUAGCAUUUCGUCGCACCAUUCAGUACGAAAUACCCAAACUGCAUUUUGCGCAUAACCUGGUCUUUAUGCAGACGUGGAACAUCAACUUGAGGAUACACGAAGCGCUGAAAGAUGACCUGGAAAGGCAGCACGACGCCCUUUUCCUAGACACUCUAACCUGGAAAAAUGACCCCUCUAUUCCGUUGAACAUCAUGCUUUACGAGAAACUCUAUGAAGAGCAAACCACCGGCAACGAAAUGUCAACGACGAAAGUGUACUCAGAUCCUGUAUACAAAGCCGCCAGCAUUAUAAGAGACGAAAUAGAAAACGGUCUCAACAGAGUCACGCCAUGCACGAAACGCAUGGAGAUUCUAGCAAGCCAACUCAAGUUCACCAACCCCCUCUGCAAAGCCCAACAAGACUUCCACGCCAAAGAAUGGUCAGUAUGGAUGGGUGUCGACAAUAACCUCGUACGAGGCUCCAUCAAAAAGAUUGUCUUCCAAGAAGGCGCAACGUGGCUGCACCUCCCACUCUCAUUCCGCGAGUUCCACGCCUGUCCCCCUGCCGCGGACACACCUCCAGGUCUGCCAGAUGCCGGCCCGGACAGUCAAAAUGGCUCUGUAGCCAAAUUUACAACCAGAAAAAGGGAUAACCGUGCCGAUGGAGAGUUUAGAAGGGUGGUCAGCACUUUGUACCAGGCUAUGCAUCCUGCAGGUGCGCAUGUGCCUCGGGAGACAAGGGCUGAGAGGAUACGAGAAGGGCUUGCUGGGCUGGGAAAGCUUGCAGAGGAUCACCAUGUGUCGGAGGAGCAUCAUAAGAAGAUGGUUUCGCUUGUUGAGAAAUGUCUUGAAGACUUGAUGCGUGAGGGGCAGGUGGGUGGGGACAAGACGGACGAAAUGAUCGAGGCAGCGCCGUAG